AUAUAUAUAUAUAUAUAUAAAAUCAUUAGCCAGGUAUGGAAACUAUUUUUGAAAUGUUCAUAUGAUUGUGAAUAGAUUGGAAUGAGUACUGUUUAAAUUUUUGACAUAAUUUGGAAUUUGCAAGUUGCCUUUGCAAACUGGCAUGUGAUUACAUUGAGUCUUGGCAAAUUUUUUUGUAAUGAACCUGCACAGUGUUGACAUACUUUGUGUACAUCCACCAUAACUUACCGUGACUCCACAUUGAACAAACACUGAUGGAAUAUCUGAACAGACAGACAUCUGAAUGAGUCAUCUGCAGUCAGUUUGAGUGAUUUUCCAUUUCAGAGUUGUGUUUCUUUUCUAUUUCCAAACAAUGUCGACAACUUCUUUUGUAAGCACACAUUUUCACUUCUUUCUGUACUGUAACAUGCAAUAAAUUGAUACAUUCAAACUUCUUUUCUUGUUUCUUCUCUCUCUUUCUCUUUUUCUUUAAAUGUCCCAGUUCCAAAAUAAUUCGUCUAAUGUAGCAUCACUUCACUUUUUUAUUCUGAGAAUUUGUUUGUUUUGUCAUGUUGCUGUUCAAAGUUAAAGGAAAUUUUCUGCACUUCCUUCUUUUAGUGCGUGUCAUAUUCAGAUGUUAUGGUGUCAAUAACGAUAAUUUCUCCUUAGUCUGAAAUCGCUUCUGUUUCAGAACCAGGCUCUUUCUUAUCAUUCUGCCAAGGUUAUUUUGUGUGCCCACUCACAUGGCUGAUUUGGUAAAAUGUGGAGAAGCUAAGAUGCAUUUUAUCAUGAUGAAGAUAUAUUUGUCAGGCCGUCUGGUCAGGCAGGAAGCUGUGAGUGUGGUUAGCUGAGCGGAACAGUAGAGGGGAAGCUGUUUUGCCCUUUUUUGUACUGUAUUUUUUCUGCGUAGUCCCCCAGACUAGACUGGAUCCAGCCCACGAAGGACAAAAGCGAAAGUUAAGGAAGUCCGUCUUGCUUAAAAGCAGGAGUUGAGAGCAAAGCUAGCAGCUUUUGAGAAAUCUUGACAAAAGAAAACAUGUACCAUUCCUAAUUUGAGUCUGUCAAAAGAGAGGCAACAUAGUUCAGGCGUGAGACUGGUGAUGCUGUCAGCGUGAUCUCUGGAGACUAUAUGCAAUGACGGUUUUAGCAGGUGUGAAGCCUGGGGCUGGACAAGGGGCAGGUGAAGGAAGGCCCUCCUGGCCAGUUUUCCUGCUAACGCUAGCUGCUGUCAUCUCCUCUUUUCUGUCAGCUUUGUCCCUGUACCAACUGGUAGAUCUCAGAUCUGAAAUAGAGGGACUCAAAAUAGCCUGUCACAGGAAAGAAGAGGGUCAAGAGGCCAGGUACGGAAGCCAGACCGAGAGUGGCAGGAGAAGCAGCCAGGAGACUCCGCACUAUCCUGGGUCUCAACAUGCCAACGACCUGAUAAGGAGGAAGAGGACGGCAGCUGGAAAAGAGACGUUUGUUUCUCAGCCUUGUCUGCAGUUGUUGGCAAACAGUAGCAGAAAAACCUUCAGGAAAGAAAUUUCAUCAGAACUAUACACAGGUAUCCCUUGGCAGACUGGGCUGAAGAGAGGCUCUGCCCUGGAGGAGGACAACGACCGCAUAUUGGUCAGAGAGGAGGGCUUCUACUUUGUGUACAGUCAGGUCUACUACAUGGACAGCACCUUUGCAAUGGGCCACGUGGUGAUCCGGUGGAAGAGGAAUGUUGUGGGAGAUGAGCUCUCAUUUGUGUUUCUGUUCCGCUGCAUCCAAACCAUGAACCCUGAGUACGCUUUCAACACCUGCUACACGGGAGGUAUUGUGAAGCUGGAGGUCGGAGACUACUUGGAGCUUCUGAUCCCGCGGCCCGCUGCCAACGUGUCCCUGGAUGGUGAUUCCACCUUCCUGGGUGCUGUCAAACUGGCCUGAGAUGAAUCACCUCACGCCGGACCCAAGGGAUGCAGCUGUAGGGAAAGUGGUGCCACUGUUAGAGGAGAGGAAGCAACACGACACAGUUCUUGUGACCCAGCCUGACUUGACCUGAAAAGUACAGAAAGCAGCUUCUGCACGAGCUGAGCGACAGACUAUGAGACGCUGAGCUUGUUCAGCCUGAGCUGACGUAAAGGCGACAAUAAGUUGAGGGUAUUUUCUUUACUAUUUAGCUUUAUUAUGUUCAUCUGUAGCACAUCAAGACAAAAUGUUGUAAAAAUUGUCAGAAUCAGGUAUAUUUUCUUCAAAUAGUUACAAACAUGGCAAGAUUCAGCUUGUAAGAGAGGUGUCCAAAAUUAUUCUUAUACUGUACAGAUCAGUAAUCUUACCCUCUGCAACAGCAGCAUCACUGUACCAGAAGUUCCUAUAUGCUUUACUAUUUUAGAUAUUUGCACAUAAGAGUUCUGAUUUAUCAUACAAAUGUCAUCAUUUGCAUUAACUGUAUCUGUAUAUGUCUGAGUGAUAAGUAAAUUGUUUUGCAAUAAAGUGACAACUCUUGCACAAGA
Amphiprion ocellaris (clown anemonefish) is the source of this 2453-nucleotide messenger RNA. It is a transcript of the gene tnfsf13b, whose product is annotated as TNF superfamily member 13b. The record is from RefSeq and is a predicted model, not a curated record. Gene Ontology annotation, biological process: immune response. Gene Ontology annotation, molecular function: tumor necrosis factor receptor binding; receptor ligand activity. Lineage: Eukaryota; Metazoa; Chordata; Actinopteri; Pomacentridae. Bases 1114 to 1887 code for a protein of 257 amino acids. The transcript has 6 exons. Gene Ontology annotation, cellular component: membrane.